Callorhinus ursinus (northern fur seal) is the source of this 3624-nucleotide messenger RNA. RefSeq names its product cytohesin 1 (gene CYTH1). Gene Ontology annotation, molecular function: guanyl-nucleotide exchange factor activity. Gene Ontology annotation, biological process: regulation of ARF protein signal transduction. NCBI's taxonomy places the organism in Eukaryota, Metazoa, Chordata, Mammalia, Carnivora, Otariidae. The record is from RefSeq and is a predicted model, not a curated record.
GGCCAGGCGCGGCGGGACGUGAGGGGCGAGCGGCGGGACCCGGCGCACAGCCCGGCGCCGGCACCAUGGAGGAGGACGACAGCUACGGUAAUGGAAGCAUCCCUGAACAAUGGUGCUCGGUAGGAAAAAGGAGUUCACUGUUCUAGAUGAAGAUGUUGGCAUGACAUGAUUUGGGGAUUAUUUUCCCAGACCUCUGCCUUUUCCUCGAGUCACACGAUGGACAUCUUGUGUGGAGGAAGCAGGCUAGGUGCUGUUUCUCUUCCACAGACUCAUGGUCAGCUCACCUGAUUUCAGCCUGGAGCUGCAGGACUGAAGGAAACAGUCCCCGUGAGACUUGGUGGCACGUGGAGUAAAUGGGACUCUCAGGACGGUUUGACGUGUGAGCAUGGAUGUGAGCCACAGUGUGGCUCUGGGAGUCAGAACCUGGGAAGCGCUAACUGUCCCAUCAGGAAGGAGAUGCUUCAGCACGCUGUCAUAUGUUUGUUACAGAAUAUCAGGCUCCUCUUUAAAAAAUGGCCAUGUGAUGCUGAGUGAAAAAAAAGGUUGCUUGUUACGUAUCCUGUUUAUUGAAUAUGUAUUUUAUCAGUUCACAUUUAUAUGUGCAGAGAUAACAUCAGUCACCUUUAUAAGGAUUCAAAGCAAACCCCGACCCCAGAACAGAACUGUGGACCGUGGACAGGGCAGCGGGGGAGGCAGAAUGGGUGAGCGCGGCUCCCUGAGUUUCACAGUGCCCAGUGACCUGACUGUAGAGGAGCGUCAGGAACUGGAGAACAUCCGGCGGAGAAAGCAGGAGCUACUGGCUGACAUUCAGAGGCUCAAGGACGAGAUAGCAGAGGUAGCUAAUGAAAUUGAAAACCUCGGGUCCGCAGAAGAAAGGAAAAACAUGCAGAGGAACAAACAGGUAGCCAUGGGCAGGAAGAAGUUUAACAUGGACCCUAAAAAGGGGAUCCAGUUCUUAAUAGAGAAUGAUCUGCUGAAGAAUACUUGUGAAGACAUUGCCCAGUUCUUGUACAAAGGGGAAGGCCUUAACAAAACCGCCAUUGGUGACUACCUGGGGGAGAGAGACGAGUUUAAUAUCCAGGUUCUUCAUGCAUUUGUGGAGUUACAUGAGUUCACUGACCUUAACCUUGUCCAGGCGCUACGGCAGUUCCUGUGGAGCUUCCGGCUGCCAGGGGAGGCCCAGAAGAUUGACCGGAUGAUGGAAGCGUUUGCCCAGCGCUAUUGCCAGUGUAAUAUUGGGGUGUUCCAGUCCACAGACACUUGUUACGUCCUCUCGUUUGCCAUCAUCAUGUUGAACACCAGCCUGCACAACCCCAAUGUCAAAGAUAAGCCCACCGUGGAGAGGUUCAUCGCCAUGAAUCGCGGCAUCAACGAUGGGGGAGACCUGCCUGAGGAGCUGCUCCGGAAUCUGUAUGAGAGCAUAAAAAACGAACCCUUUAAAAUCCCAGAAGAUGAUGGGAAUGACCUCACUCACACUUUCUUCAACCCAGACCGGGAAGGCUGGUUAUUGAAACUUGGUGGCAGGGUCAAGACUUGGAAAAGACGCUGGUUUAUUCUGACUGACAACUGCCUUUACUACUUUGAAUAUACAACGGACAAGGAGCCCCGUGGGAUUAUCCCUUUAGAGAAUCUGAGUAUCCGGGAGGUAGAGGACUCCAAAAAGCCAAACUGCUUUGAGCUUUAUAUUCCUGACAAUAAAGACCAAGUGAUCAAGGCCUGCAAGACAGAGGCUGAUGGGCGGGUCGUGGAGGGGAACCACACCGUGUACCGGAUCUCAGCCCCGACGCCUGAGGAGAAGGAGGAGUGGAUUAAAUGCAUCAAAGCAGCCAUCAGCAGGGACCCUUUCUACGAGAUGCUGGCCGCAAGGAAGAAGAAGGUCUCCUCCACGAAGAGACACUGAGUCUGCCCAGCGAGCGGCGCCGGCGAGGCCCUGGGUCCUUCCUCCUAUCCUCCCCCACGGAUGGGCGGCGGGCUGCCGAGCAGGGGUGUCCCCUGCUGGGCGUCACCCUGAAUUCCUAGAGACUGGCUUCAGCUUUGCUAUUUGUUUUUAAGUGGGAGAAGGGUAGGAGUUCGCACGGGGGAGAGGGAACAGAGCCCCCGUCAGCACAGCAGCCUCCUUGCAAGUCUCCCGUUCAGCAGGUCUAAUAGCAGAGCUCGAAGCCAGCCGUUUACCUCUUGGUUAUUUCCCUGUGAAGAAGCCUUCAACCCUGCACCGUAAAUACACCUAUCGAUAUAUUAUUCUAUGUUAAGGAAAAAGUGGAAUGGAAGAGAAGCCACGUACUAUAAAGAUAUAUUUUUGUUUUUUAAAGAGAGAAAAAGAUAAAGUAGAGCCGUUCCGAGGCGUUCUGCCUGGUCCGGGGUGGAGGCUCCCAGGGCGGCCGCCGAGGGUCCCCCCCACCCCCACCCCCCCACCCCCCCGGCCCCGGCCCCGGCCCACUGGUGGGAGCCGGCUUCUCAGCAGCCCGAGGGCGCAGGUGGUGGGACGGGCGGGCCGGCAGCAGCCGCCGCUUCUCCAUUCCAAGUGCCGGGGGAGCGGAGGGGAGAAGAGAAUCGCUGGACGGUCACUGUUUUUCUCUUCCAGAGUUCCUCCUUGUCGGGCUUUAAACUGCAAAGUCAGCAUUUUCCCUUGAGCUAAGGACCCCGGAACCAAAACUGUGAGGAGGGCAGUCCCCACCGCGCUUCGGGGCGGCCUGUUCCUUACAUGGUUCUUCCUCCUCCCCCAGAGCUGCAGUCCUCGUUUUAGAGGAAGGAGCAGGUCUUACUGAUCACCUUAGGUCUUCAGCUUUUUCCGCCUCGACUCGGGCCCCGACCUGGACUACUGUCGCCCAUUUCGGGGCGGGUGGGGGCCUUCAUCUGCCCGGCAGGGGCAGGCGGAGCGCCAGGCGGACAAGAGCGGCCUUGCGUCCUUCCCUGCGCCGCGGGCCUGCGUGCGCGCUGGCCUCGCCCUCCCAACUCCUGGUGUGAAGGGAGCCGCGGAAUGCAGCGUCCUCCUGCUCUUCUCUCAGGGACUCUCGGGCCGCUCCUGCCGCAGAGCAGGGCCCGGCCCGGGCCACCCCGGCGCCCCCACGUGGCCCCACGGAAGAAGGCGAAGAGCCGCCGGUCUUCUCGGGCAGCGGGGGCCCAGCUCCUCCGACUCCGUUAGGGCAGGCGGGCAUCUCUGCAGAUGGCGUUCGUGCAAGGGCGUGAUUGGGGGUGCAGGCGGGGGGACCUUCAGGGGGUCCCCUUCACACCGGUCCUCCCUCGAGUGACUUCAGGCGUGUUCGUGCCGGAGUUCGUAAGGGGCCGGGGGGGAGGUCUGGGCCCGUCGGGGCCCCACCGCCGGCCGCGUGCCCUGCACUGGUUCUCACAAAUACUACACAGAGAGGCACCUGCGUCAGUAUUCGUCUAUUUAUCGGAGGUGUAAAUAAUCCAUGUAUAGUUUUUCUCCUUUUAGAUUAUUUUGUAUUUGUUUAAAAAAAAGUUUUGUCAAAAUAUAAAAUAUAAAGAAAUGACUGAAAGUUGUUGACAGGGUUUUAAAAAAAAUUAUAAUUAUUAUUCCAACUGUUUUUUGUUCGUUUGGUUUUUUUGCAUUGUAAACUAGCACCAAGGGACUGCAGCAAAUAAACUCCAGAUCUGCCCAAAGCA